Galleria mellonella (greater wax moth) is the source of this 7768-nucleotide messenger RNA. RefSeq names its product protein phosphatase 1 regulatory subunit 3C (gene Gbs-70E). The record is from RefSeq and is a predicted model, not a curated record. Gene Ontology annotation, cellular component: protein phosphatase type 1 complex. Lineage: Eukaryota; Metazoa; Arthropoda; Insecta; Lepidoptera; Pyralidae. Gene Ontology annotation, molecular function: glycogen binding; protein phosphatase 1 binding. Gene Ontology annotation, biological process: regulation of glycogen biosynthetic process. Bases 222 to 1073 code for a protein of 283 amino acids. The transcript has 3 exons.
AGUUGUAAUCCUAUUUAGAGUUUUAAAUCAAAUCAUGGAGGGUAGUGAAAAAAAAGUUGAUACAAAUUAAAUAAAAAAGAAUACGGGCAAAAUAGUGUUACCAAACUGUUUUUUUUUUUCAAUUUUUUAAUUAAAUAACUGGCUAUUUACAACUAGAAGAAAUAGAAAAUCCGCCAAAAUGUCGUCACGAGGACGUGCUGUGAUCUGUAAAAGAUCAUGAGAUGUGUGCAGCUAUCGAUAUGCUAGCUUCGGAGCUGUUCUACGGGCAUAGCCCACCUGCUAGCUUCCUUACCGACUACACACCUCCUCUCCGGCGGCCCACAAAGCUCACAACAAGAGGCUUUUCAGCGCCAUGCUUAACAGUUUUAAAACCUGUACAAUUCACAUUGAAAUCAGCUACACGAUCCUGUUUAAAAAUGCCCAAAGGCAAGAUAAAGAAGAGCGUCGUUUUCGCUGACGACAAAGGCUUAGCGCUUGAACAAGUGAAGGUUAUGACAGAGCCUUCCCACGUGCCCCCAUAUUGGGCCUUAAAAGAGGUCGAAAGUCCAGAACUGGAGAGGAAACCGCCGCCUCACGUUGAUGACACAUGGGAGAUGAAGUUUACCCAGCCAGCGUCAGAUUACGUGGAAUUUAGAAGAAAAAUCACAGAGGACUGUGUUGCAUUGGAGAAUGUGAUAAUCAAACAGAACGAGUGUGCAGUGGAUGGGACGGUGAAAGUGAAAAACCUGGACUUCACCAAAGAGGUGUUUGUCAGACUGAGUUCUGAUGGUUGGGCGACGAGUGAGGACGCAUACUGCGCGUUCUUAGAGUCUGGACCUGUAAACAAAAACGGCUCUUCCGUGUAUGACACGUUUGGGUUCAGAUUGCAACUGCCCAUCCAUUCGAGGAGAAUGGAUUUCUGUGUGUGUUUCACCUGCAAAGGUGUACAGUAUUGGGACAACAAUAAAGGGAGGAAUUACACUAUAGAAAAGUCUUCAGUACAAAGUGUGCCUGCAGUUGCUUGUGCGAGGAUUAAUUAUGGCAAUUCUUGGUCAUCGAGGUCGGGCGGUGAUGGGGGCACUCCAUAUUGGUGAUACCAUACUGGCCUCUCGUCAGUUCACAGCUGUACAUUGGUGUUUUCAUAGAUACAUUGUGAAUCAUUCGAUUUAUUAGUGCUCUGUGGUUUUAGUGCCAUAAAACUUUUCUUGUGCCAAAUUCUCGGAGUCUGAUCGGCUGAAUGCGACAGGAGUUUUGAAUAAGUCGUAAGUUAGUAUUUUAAUUGAUUCUUAGUUUUUUUUUUUUUAUUUAACACCUUGUAUAGGUGUUAGAAAGUGCCUUUUUAGAUGCACCAAUGAAUUUAUUGCUAUAAUAAUAGACUCGUUUCUAAACCGCCAUUGCUCAAACCUAUCUCUUAGUGCUUGAAUUCGAUUGUUUUUCAAAAUUACUGUUUUACGGACUGCUAUAAACUAAAUUUACAAUAUAUAUGAAUUAAUUCUAUUAGAAACUGAGUUCAUACUGCUCUUUAAGCUGUGAUAUCAAAUAAAAAUUUUAAUUUUUAGAGAUAGGUUUAAAACAAUGGCGCAUUCGAAUCGAUCCCGUUGAAUGAAUUUGUAAAGCCUCAAAUUAAUAUGCCUAUUUUGAAUUUUAAAUGGAAUUAAAGAUACUUCUACCUACUCGAGUAAUUGAAUAAUUAAUUAGGAGUUAAGAAACGAGUCAGUAACUAAAAAGUGGACCAAAAUACCUACACAGUUAGAUUAAUACCUAUAUUUUUAACCGCUCGGGUCAAUACCCAUUACGUUGACUCAAGAUAAUAAAAUGCAUUAUAUACAUAUUGGGGUCGAUCCGAAGGUGUUAAUUUUCGAAAUCUAUCUCUUAAUCAAGUGUUUUAAUUUGAUAUUUUUGGAAAAUUACUGUUUUAAGGAUCAUCUGCAUGAAUAAAUACAUCGAGUAUCCUAUACGCCAUGCCAGAAUAUAAUCUACCCGUAUUCAGUUUCAUUAAAAUCCGUUUUGUAAUUUUUGCAUAAUAUAAUCAGAGGGAGACUUUGUACAAAAGUCGUUUACUCGUGCACCUCUGUCCCAAUUGUGUUUCUACCCUAAAUCAGUUGUUUGCAUGGUUGUGUUUUGAUUUGAAGGUUUAAUUAAUGAUUAUAAGAAACUAAAUUUAUAAUAAUUCUGUCUUAAAUCUAUUAGAAAAUUAGUUGAAUAUUGGUUUUUAGAUUAAGUAUUUCGCUGUGAUAUCAAAUUGAAAUUAUAAUUUAGAUAUAGAAUUUAAAAAAAAUGGCGCCUUCGAAUCGAUCUCAUUGUUGUAUUUUUAAUUAUUUAUUAUUUUGUAAAUACAUCAAUUAAGGGUUUACCCGUAGCCAUAUUACGUUUCUUUUGUAUUAUUUUUUCCUUAAAAGACACUUAGGUGAUUGUAAUUUUCAUGGGCAAUUGUUAGAACUAAGUCACCCACGAUGUGUCAAUGUGAUUUCAUGGGAAUUAUGGUAUGUAGCUAAAUUUUUAGUAGGUAUUUUUGUCAAUAAAUUUAAUGACAAUUUUACUAGGGAGAUAUAAUGUAGGUACUAUUUUUUUUUAUAUUAAUUAAUGUAAUUUAAAGACAUGAAUCUAACAAAUAACAAGCAUAAUAAUACACACAUAAGAGUUUUUUUUUUCUAUUGUCUAGUCGUAUUGUUUUUAUCUAUGCAAUCGAGAUAUACUCUUUUACAAAAUGGCGGGAAAUGUAUGCAGACGAAAGACUUGUUCGCGGAGAAUUAUCUGUGCUGUCUACUGAGAACUUAUUGUGGAUUCGAAUGCGUUAUACAAUCUGUGUUCUAUUUUGAUGCAUAAAUAAACUUCUGUAAUAAAAACACAACUGAUCUGUAAAAAAAAAAUCACAUUUAGUAAAGACGCCAUUAUUAAUUCUUUUUACAAAAAAAUAUAGCUAGAUGUCACUAGGGAUGGUGCGAAUGGUACCCCAUCCAUAUAACAACCUUAUUUUAUAAUUACAAAUGCUAGCAUGCCAUAAAAAGAAUGGUGACAUUCAUACAGUUUGUUUCCUUUGCUUUUCAAUGCAGAGAUAACAGACUUCCGCUACAACCGCACGCUUCUAUUUUUAAAAUAGAAAGCACAUAAAAAAAUUACGUCCCCUUUGUCUAUGCCGUACAUUUAUUUUUAAUUCUGUUUAACGCGACAAAAAUCUUUCACGUCUGCAGUAUUCAACCCACAAUGGCUGUCGUAAUUUCUAAAUAGUUUACGUACUGGCAUAAUGCCAAAUGUUUUCGUUUAUCAAACAGCAUUGAUGCCAGUUUGUUGCAACGGAAAUAAAUAAAAAAAAAAUGUAAACAAAUCUAUUGAUAUAGUUAGAAUAUAGAAUUAAUUACUUAUAAUAAUAUAAUUAUAAUUUAUACAAGGUAAAAUUCAAAUCAUUUGGUAUUCUAUAAUUUUAUAAAGCAAUAGCAACCUGCUCUGGCUUCGCUCGAGUAUAAUGUAGAAUAAAUGCGGUGUCAAUGUGGAGUGAUUUUUAAUAUAUAUAUAUAUUUUUUUACAACUCAGAAUGGCAAACAAGCUGACGGAAAGUGGUAACCGUCGCCUAUAGACAUGAGCAGUACCGUGGACAUAACAGAGCAUACUGUUUCGCCCAUGAUACCCCCAUGUGUUGCCAUUCCUGAGGACUCAGGUGUUAUUCCUCUGUACCCAGUAAAUUCACACCAUAUCCCACCCUUCAAACCGAAACACAGCCAUGCAAACACAACUGCUUCACGGUUGAAACACGAAUAGGACAGAGGUGGCCAAACAAACGACUUUUGUACAAAGUUUAUCCAUCUAAAUACCUUUCCAAACUUUAUAUAAUUUGUAUAAUUUCUUUUAAACAUUAAAAUUGGUUGUAGAAAGCUAUCCGUAUAAUAUAAAAUGCCAUCGCUCACAUUUUUGUGUAGUCCUAUAAAAGAGAAACAAUUCCAUCAUACAUUAUUUUGUUAUAUUUCAGUGUUUUCGAUGAAAACUUUCAGUUGAUUUGAUUUUUUCCGACAUAUUGAACAAUUAUCGUCAUAUAUCAACAAAUUAACACCAUCUUGAUCCAUCGCUAAUUGUUAAUAUGCCAUAGAGAAAAUAAAAAAAAUGAAUUAAGCGAAUCUGAGGCGCCAUUUUGUAAAUUUAUCUUUAAAAUUAAAAUUUCAAUUUGAUAUUACAGCGAAAUGUUUAUGGUAAGGACCAAUAUGAAUUAAUUUUGUAAUAGAUUUAAGCCAAAAUUAUUAUAAUUUUAGUUUAUGAUAGUCCAUAAAACAAUAAUUUUAUGAAAUUAUCAAAUAAAAAAGUAAAUUCUGAAUGACGCCUCAGAAUUAAACUUUAAUAUUGACAAUAGGUAAAUAUCGAGUAAGCUUCGGAUAUCGUAAACUGUUUAAAAAUACUUUGAUAUUGAUAUAUUAUUUGAUACUAUAUUUUAACAACAUUAAGGAAUCUUAAACAAUAGACUGUAAACAAUAUCGUAAAUUGAUUGCAAGAUAUUUAAUCGAGGUGCCGUGUUUCCCGCCUUUUUGAUUACGUAUCUAUUAUCAGUGUAUGAUGGCAUAGGUUAGUUUUGUUAAAUGCGGCUCUUAUCUGUAUACUUGCAUAGUGUAACUUUUUUUUUUCUUAACGGGAACACAAAUAAAUUUAUAAAAAAAAAAACAAAGUUGAUUUAGUUACAAUAUUUAUAACUCCAGAACGGCUAAACAUAUAACAUAUAUAAUAACCGAUAGUUAAUAUAUCUGUUAUUGGACCAAAUGUGAAUAGAUAUUGUAAGCACAAUAUAUAGUUAUCGAUGUAUAUUAUCCACCUUUAGUCGUAUCAGAUCUCGCGUACUGUUAGUGUAGGGCACUUGUUUAAUAUACCUGUAUAAAAAAAAAAAACAACUUUUUGCCACACACCUAAGUAAUAUUUUUUUUAUAUAUUUUUACAGUGUUUUAUUAUUUUGUUUACACUGCACUUUUACUUUUUUGAAGGUCCAUUUGACUAGCGACGCACGAGACCCUUAGUUCAGGGUUUUAUUAAGCCCGAAUGAUAAAUUAAACUAAUUAAUUUUACUGGCCAGACCGGCGGACAGAAACCAGGUCCGUAGCUGGGCCGUAAUUUUGCUAGCUAGAUGACAUCCUGAUUUAGGGUUUGUAUAAGUUUAUAUAGGCAUAAUACUGCUGAAUUAUAUAGAAAUAAAUGAUAUUGCUAUUCAGCAAUAAUAUAUCUACAGGCUAGGGUUGUUACAGUACAUUAUAAAUGAGUCUAAGCGUACUUUUUGUCCGUCAAAAUAACACAAAUAACGCACACGAGUCCGCGAAAAGUCCUCAAUAAACAAGACGUGGAAUUAUGUCCCAAUGCUGGACAUAGUUCUUUUUACGAGAAAAAUUUUAUCCGAAUAUUACCUCUCUGGCGAAGCUAGCGUAGAAUUGAUUUUUUUUUUAUUUUUAUAAUAACGAUUAAUGAAAACGAAGUAAUUGUCAUUCAACUUUUUUGUAACAGCAAAAACGUCAUGUAAUGCAAUUGAAACAUGUUUUGUUAUAUUUUGUUUUGUACAGUGGUGAUCUAUUCUACCUUUAGUUAUGUAGGUUAUACAAAUGGAAAAGUCAGGCAUAACCGUCUGUAAAAAAAAGCAUUUUUCGGAGACAGAAUAUUUUCUCACAGCCUAGACAGAGAACUGUAAGUAUUAUUCUUAAUCUAAGUAGUAAAGUUGAUGGUCAUAGAUUAAGAAUGGUGAGAAUAAAUCUGUAACGCCAUUUGUCUAAAACUUUAAUAUUUGAUGUCACAUUUUUUUAAGCCCAUGGACUAAUAUAAACUAAAUUUCUAACAGGUUUAAGUAAAAAUUGUUAUAAAUUUAGUUUAUUAUAUUCCAUAAAACAAUAAUUUCACUAUAUUUUCAAUUUUAAAUGUAAAAUUAACGAGAUAAGUUUAGGGAAAUAGCAUUUCAGAAUCGACCCCAGUACCUGCGAUCUCUUUCUACGAGUAAAAUUUAUAUCUAUCUACACAGUAAAAAAACGUGGUGUUACUAACAAAAUUUAACAACAGAUGGCUCUAUUCGGAAUAAAUAAAAAAAAUCGGAAUUUAAACUGUACGUGAUAUAUAAUAUAUAGGCCCUGUAUUGAGUUUUCUAACAGGGCAACCCAGACUUUUCGAGUUGUAUGAAAUGACCUCCACUGGUUCAGUAAACGAUAUGAUGUAUGUAAGUAAUUUAUUGUAUACUGAAUGAUUAAUGUUUGUAAUUAUAUUAUAUAAGUAAUUCAUAAAAAAAAAAAUGUAAAUUGUAUAAAUAAAUUAAGGGUUGGUUUAACGAAUGAAUUUUAAAGAACUGAUUAUUUUAUUGUUCACUUUACUGAGUUUCAAUGUUUGUAAUGUAUUCUAUACUUGAUGAUUUGAUGAUUUAUUAUUAAUUCUGAUAUUAGUUUGUAAUUAAAGCGUUCACGCGGAUGUUUACUAAAGUGUGGCAACGUCGGAAAUAUAUGUCGAUCUUAAGUAGAGAUGGGUGAUAUCCGAUAUAUAUAUAUUGAGUUAUUCUAGAUAUUGAUGACUACCUAUUGCGGUAUCACACAUACCAGCCUGAUAUUCAUUACCAGUGGGUUAUUCUUUUCGAUAUUAUAUUUUCGAUAACGGAUACUUAAUAUAUCUAUUAUUGGGUCAAUAUAUAUAUAUUGUGAGUAUAGUAUUGAUAUAUAUUAUCCAUCCCUAAUCUUGAGUACUAUAAGUAUAUUACUAUAGGUUUGCAUUGACAGUUUUUAGAACGAGGUGUUCUAAUAUUUAUUUAUUAUAUAAAUUAGUAAAUAAAUAUUUAAUUACUUUAACAAUUAUAGUAUUAACUCAAGUACAUACACGAAUUCUACAAUUAAACGGUCAAGACGAAGAAAACUAUUUGGCUGGCAACUUGUCUAUUCUAUCCAUCGACAAUUCUUUGAAAUUUAUAAUUACAGAGUAGAAUAGAAAUAAUCUUUAUUCAAAUAAGUCUUCUUUACACAAUCUUUUUGCAAAAUUUAUUAAUUAAAAAAAAAAAGAACUUUAAUACUAUAUAUAUUAUAAGGUUGUUUUUUAAAUAAUCGUUAAGUAAGAUUGAAAGUUAUAAAUUUUUUUUUAAUUGACAGAGAAUUCCGAUGUUGCCACAUUUCAGUAAGUUGAUUCGAGAACGCUGUCAAAUCUAUUUUUUCUUGCGUAUCUUUUUACAAUAUAUAAUCUUAGUAUGUCUUUAAUUAAGAACAAGGAAUUACAUAGGAGUGAUAAAAUUGUCAAUUCAUAGCAGGCCAGUGUAUAGAAAAUGUUAUACGGCCGUAUAACGCUACCAAAUUCAGAUACAACCUGUUUGCAUACUUUCUACAUAAACUGUGCUAUAUAUUGGAUAUAAUCUAGUAAUGUAAAAUUUGUCAUUGACAAAUAAUUGACAUCUCAAACAUUUUCUAUACACUAGCCUGAUAUGAAUUGAGAAAAAUAGCAACUGAUGGUGUAUCUUUCGUCCUCUUUUCACUCAAGAAAGGAGGUAAUCAUAUGAUUUAGUUUUUAUUUUAUCUUUCCAUCUAUGUAAUUCCUUGUUCUUAGGUUUGUUCCUCAGACUAGAUUAACCUGUGUUUUGAGGAACCGGGCAAAGGAUAUCUGGGUACACUACACAGCUUAGAACACCCGGAUUCGAGUAAAAUUUGAAAAUUUAAUUUUUUUAACUUAUAAUAUUGUUAAGAAGACAUUUUAAAGUUAUGCCACAGAUAAGCAAGAAAAAGUAGGUUGUUAUGAAUGACUGACCGUUGCCUGUAAAUUUUUUUGCAAUACAAUUUUAAUACAUACGUAACAAUGUUUGUUUUAUUUCUCA